Gossypium raimondii (Peruvian cotton) is the source of this 692-nucleotide messenger RNA. RefSeq names its product protein SAMBA. The record is from RefSeq and is a predicted model, not a curated record. The transcript has 3 exons. Bases 133 to 459 code for a protein of 108 amino acids. Gene Ontology annotation, biological process: negative regulation of organ growth. Gene Ontology annotation, molecular function: anaphase-promoting complex binding. NCBI's taxonomy places the organism in Eukaryota, Viridiplantae, Streptophyta, Magnoliopsida, Malvales, Malvaceae.
UAAGACCCAAAAACCCAAAUCAACACCUUCCGAGUUCCAUGCUCGGUUUGAGAACUGAACUGUAAAUCUAGCAUUCGAGAAAGGUAGUUUCUUUUUUCCUUUUUCAUCCAAAAGAAGGUAAAAACAAGAAAAAUGAAUAGUUCAUCACCAGCGAAUUCAUCAAUAUCAACUACAGCAAUCGUUGGAGGAGGAGGAGCAAGUGGUGGUACUAAUGCUGCUUUGGAGGAUUCCCAUUUCCCUUCUGAUCUUAUAUCCAUUCAAGACCGCAAAGAUGAGGCCAUGCUCGUUUUAAAAUCUGAUUUGAUGGCUGCACUCAAUGAAGAGGUUAAAUCAUUGGAUGAAGAUAACUGGAAGUUUGAAGGUCCUCGUUCCCGCAUCCACCUGAUAUCAAGACCAGGUGGGUUUCUACAGAAGCAGAUGGAGUUUACAAAAAACUGUAGCACAGCCCCGAAAAAAUGAUUUCAGAUUUCUUGAGACUGGACUUCACGGCCAAGAGAUUGGCUUUACUCAGACAACUUUAUUAUAUCUGUACAUUGCUGAACUUCACUAUGAAAUCAUGCACACAUGUGAAGAAUUACAAGUAUUUACUUUUGACUGUUAUUGAUAAACAAGACAGUUUUGCCUUUCCAUUUUUGACAUUUGAAAACCCCUUAAAUGAUCAUGUACGUAGCACAGUCCAUUGCGGUGUGGAA